AUGGCACCAGUCAAUAAAAAUAUAGAAGAAGUAGUAGAGGAUAAUAAUAACAAUAGAAAUACAGAAAUCAAAAUAGAUGAAGUAAAAUUCUUCAAAGAUCAACAACAAGAUCAAGAUCAAAAACAAGUAAAAGAUCUAGAUCAAAAUAAUAAUAAUAAUAAUAAUGAUGAUCUUAAUAGAAAUAUAGAAAUUAAAAUAGAUGAAGAGGAAAAAGAACAAUUUGCAAAUACAAAUAACACAAGAAAACUAAACUUUGAUUUAAGCAAAAUAGCCAAAUCAAUCUUUAGCUUUCAGUUUAGUAGUAGUGGUAAUUUAGAAGACAAGUCUAAAGAAGAAUUAGAUUUAGAGAAAGAGAAACAAUUCAAUGAAUUGGUUGAAAUCUUGCAUCAAUCAAUCAAGGACAACAAGAUCAAUCAUUCCUUGUUUACUUUUAUCAUUGAUAAUAGUUGUACUUGGUCAAACAGUGCCGAGAUUGACAAGGAUCUAAUGUCAAUCAAAGCAUUCAUUCAACAUAUUGUUCAAAAUCAUCUGCCAGAGAGUGCUCUCAUUCAAGUGAUUGGUUAUUCCGGCAACAAAGUAGAAUCUUCUACUUUUUAUUGUAAUAACCCUAUUCUCCUAUCUCCAAUCAUUCAUUCAACAAUUAGAUCACAAAAAGUUGCAACAGAUAAUCAUUUAAAAAGAGCUAUUAUACAUGCAAAUCAGAAUAUAGUUAAACUUUUAAUACCUGAAAAGACAAAGUCAUUUGUUUACAUAUUCACAAGACAGGCAUUGUCUGGAUCAUCCUCUAUUCAUAUCGAAUUCCCAGAGUUGACCAUGUUGGAAAAGGAUUCAAACAUUGUAAUCGUGUCCACCAAGAAAUUGGGAGGGUUGGGUGUGUUCAACAACUAUGAAAAGAUUAAAAAGUUUGAACAUAUCGAUCCAACACUAUUGGGUGAACGAUUGGACCAACUCGAUCCCAACAUUACAUCGGGACUAGAGGUUAAACUGGUAAAGACAUCGAUUCAAAAGAGAUCCGAUCCAUUGAGGUUGGAUUGUUGGAUCAAAUCGAAAAAUGAGGAUUUGGAAAGUGGACUAUCAAUUCAUUUCCCACCAAGUAUUCAGUAUAUUUCUGGUGGAUUUGUUACGACAAGACCUAUCAAAGUUGAAGAUCAACAUCCAUAUUAUCAAAAUGUUGAACUUGCCAUUAAUCAACAAACAUCAUCAUCAUUAUCAUCACCAUCAUCACAAUUAUCCUCUUCAUCUUCAUCUUCAUCAUCAUCAUCAUUCAAAAUACCAAAAAGUAUUAAAUAUACAAUCAAAAUUAAUGAUACAAAAGAAGAAAUUAGAUCACAAAAGGUAGAUCCUAGAUGGUAUCUAUUAGAUGUGGUUUCAACGUCUCAUACAAAUUUAUUGGUUGAUGGUUUGGCAGCUAGUGGAAAGAGUAAUUUGGCCAAUAUUAUAUUAAACUUUUUUAUGCAUCCAGCUGCACAUCGCAAACAUCGUAGUGUCGCUACCAAAGUCGAUCCAUCCACACCAACCACUUUGGUCUAUGAAAAAACAAAGUUGAAUAGGUUCCUCUCUGAAGAUCAAACACCAAUCUCUCCAGAAGAGGCAAGUCUCAGAAGCAUUAUCGCUAGCACUGUCAGAAUGUCAGUGUUUGACAAAUGGGCCAUUCCAGAACGACCAGAUCAGAUGGAACUUUUCAACUAUGCCUAUGCAACAAGUGGUCGUUAUCUAGAUGUACCAAUAUACAAAGACGACAUUUUGGAAGAGGGCCUUUUGGAAGACACAUCGGGAAAUCCAGAAACAACCAUAUCGGCCAUCAUUAUCACCUUUUCAUGUAAAUCUAUAAAGAAUGCUACACAUGUCUCUAGUGUCUCUAAAAUCAUAAAAGAAAUACAGGCAACUGAAAGUAAUAUCCAACCACUCUUGGUCGUCACUUUUAUGGAUGAAAUUGAAGACAAAAAAUCAAUCAACAAAAAGCAAUUCAGUGAUAAAUUGGGUGUCCCUGCAGAGAAUAUAUUCUUUGUUGAAGAUGGUUUGUUACCAACUAAAGAAAAUGUUUUAAAACAUAAACAUUUUGUUUUUAAUCUUUUGGCUAGAUUAAAAGAUCUAAAUUAA
Messenger RNA from Cavenderia fasciculata, 2100 nucleotides. RefSeq lists its product as uncharacterized. The record is from RefSeq and is a predicted model, not a curated record. NCBI's taxonomy places the organism in Eukaryota, Evosea, Eumycetozoa, Acytosteliales, Cavenderiaceae. Bases 1 to 2100 code for a protein of 699 amino acids. The transcript has 2 exons.